Pocillopora meandrina is the source of this 7749-nucleotide messenger RNA. Lineage: Eukaryota; Metazoa; Cnidaria; Anthozoa; Scleractinia; Pocilloporidae. The record is from the annotation of a GenBank genome assembly.
AUGUUUUGGCUAAAUUUUAUUGAUGGUUCAUACUUUGAUCAUCCUUAAUUUGUAAUUACUAUUUUUAAACAUCAAAGGAGAGUUAUGUUAGAUAUAGGAUUGUAUGGUGAAUUCUUGCAGGGAAAAUGCCAAUUUCCAUCCAGAGGAAGAUGAAGAUGUGUUUGAAAAAUUUGCAGAUGACCAUCCACUGUCAGGUUUGUUUCUCCUUUUGCACAUUUUGUUUGGAAGAUUUUUUAAUUUUAAUCAGUGAAUUUCAUGACCCUUGUGUGAAAUGCAGAUCGGGUCCCUGCCCUCCCCUCCCUAACAGAUUUCAGGUCCAUGUUGGUAAUACAACCUGGGUAGUGUGGUAACACAUUGACCUUAGCAAGUCCUUAAACAUGAAUCUGAUGAUCCAUAGUAAUUCCCUCUACUGUCUGUGAUACAAUUCUUAUGAUGUUAGUUCAGAGAAUUUGAUAUUGGAUCUACCAAUUAUAAUCCCCUAAUUGACAUUUUUCUUUAUUCUCAUCACUUGUCUGCUUGAUGUUGUAUUGAUAUUAUAAGGCAAAAUUCUUUCUUGGUCAAUCAUGGGAGUUCUAUGGUCAAAUGUAUUGUGACUGUCUCAGGUGAUGAUGCUCAAUUGAAAAAGUCAUCUCCAGAAGAGGGGGAUUCAGUGGAUAGACUGAAACAGAAUAUUGGGUCUCCUAAUAACACUGGAACUGCAAUUAAAAACCCGGCCUCCAGAGAACCAACUCCACGGUUAAGAGGACCAAUUAGUAAGAGGUAGGUUUCUGAAUGGUGAAGGGGGGGAAUCAAUAAACUUAAUUCAAUAAUGACAUUUUCAUUUGAAAGAUCUCAACCUCUAUGAGCGGCGGCAAAUUUUCCUUUUGAUUUAAUAAUUGAAUUUGGCAAAUAAGCUUCGUGUGUGCAUUUUGUCACUUUUUGUAGGUUGUCAUUCAUAACUGGGCAAUCACCAAUUGAAUUAAAAGACGAUCAAGUACAUGCUGGGUAAUUCUCAUCUAAUUGUUUUUUUAUUUUUAUUGUUAGUUAUUUUACUUUAGAAACACAACACAUCACAAAGUUAAGGGCUUGCUGUGUUUCUACCCUGACCUGACAAGAAACAAUUAUUUGUGUCAAGAAAGGAGGUCUUCAUGGUUUGGAAGAAAAUUCAGAUUAAUGUACUUGUUUGAUAAUGGUGAUGUACAUUAUAUCACUUGGAAGUACUUUAUUGCAAGUGCCUACUUGAAAAUAUCCAAUCAGGUGUCAGAAAAAGUGAAAAAACUUAACUGAAACAGCAACAGUAAUUAUAUAUUUUAUUUUUUUGGUUUGCUUGUGUGUCUUGAACUCAAUUUUGAUGAGUCAGUAUGUACCAGACCUGUGCGAAUCUCUUCAAGGUGAUCAUGGUUUUGCAAGUUUCACAGUACUUAAGGCAAUUUGUGUUUUUCUUAUUGUAUCAUUUCUUAGAGAUUCAUCGGAUGACAAAUGUGCAAAGACUAGUGGUGAGGAGGUUGGAGAUAGUGACACUGAAAUUGACGUUGUUAACGAGGAUCCACAAAUGGUAACAGAGGAAGCUGUCAAUGAAACUUCUUACAAAAAAAAACCUAAAUCAUUGAAAAAGACCCCUGCAGUAAAAAAAAAGCACAGCAUUGUGGCAGAUGAAAGUGAAGAUGAGGACAUCAUUGAUGUAACAGGAACUGAAGAAGAUACUUUUCUAACCAUUGGGAAUAUAUCUCGUGCAGCGAAGAUCAACACAGCUGUCCAUAAAUCGCCGCUGCCUGCCCAGGCUGACAGUUUUGUCAUGAGUGAGAGUUUUGUGUUGGAAGGAACAAAACACAAGUCUAUGUCUCCAGAGUUUGGUUCUAGUUCAGACUGCCAGGACGAGCCAGCAACUAAAGGAUAUAAAUCUCGAAUACCUGUGUUAACAAAGGGAUAUCCAAGAAAUAAGGCAGCACUAAAAAGGCCAGUCAAAGGAAAAAAGGCAAAUGUGACGAGAGAUCCAGAGAGUGUCAUGGUUUCAGUGGUGGGACAAGGUGAUGACGAGGAGGAAAGAACAGGCUUGACAGUUACUGAGAAAGAACAAGCGAGGCCACUGCAGGGGAAACGUACAAGAGGAGGGAAGACAAAGAAUGUGGAAGAGCCCCAUGAACUAAAGACAAUAAAGGGAAGGGGAAGAAAAAAUGUACCAAAUAUCACGCAUCAGACAAGCAGGGUAACCAGGGGAAGCAAGCAGAAAAAUGAAAAUGGCAACGAAGACGAUGAAGAAGUUGAUAAUCAAAAGGAUGAUGGUGGUUUUAAAAAGGCAGCAGUUCGAAAGGGAAAACCAACGAAGGAGAACAAGGGUAAAAAGAAGAAGGAGCAAAUAGAAAUUGUGGGAAAAGGAACCGAGCAACAAGAUGGAGUGGAUACAACACAACCCUGGGGAAGGAAUAUCAGAGGGCAGAGGAAAAGGGGGCAAGAUGGCAAAGUUCAUGAACAGAAUGGAAAGGCAGAAGCACUGCAAGUGACAGUUGAUGAUGAGGACGAUGAAAAUUGUGAACGUGGAAACAUGGAUUUAGUGCGAACAGGGUUGGAGACCGAAGGAACUGGAAGAGACGAGGAAUCGUCAGUGGUCCAAAGAAAGGAGAUGACUAAGAAAAGUGGUACCGAUCUGACUCAGGGUUUUGGAAAUACUGGAGCAAGGAAGUCCAAAGGCAUUGCUAGAGUUCAAAAUUUGGAAGAAAGGGAGGAGGAUGACGAUAUGUCUAAAAAAAAGAGAGGGAAACGAGGAAAAGGAAGAAGAAAAAAUGAAGAAACUACUGCCAAAGAGGACAGUCGAGUCGUUGACAUUGCAGCAGAGUUGGACGAAGCGCAAGAUGAUGACUUUGAGGAAAAUACCAAUGAGUUUGAGAAAACAAAUGAUGUUUCCGUGAGGAGGAUGUCCAAUGUGUCCAGUAAUGUUUCUUCAAGCUCCGAGUCUUCAAAGAAGACGAGCAACGGUGUCGCGAGCAAGCGAAGGAAGGUGUCACGGGUAUUACCACCAUAUGCAAGGAAACGAAGAGCAGGUAAAGCAAACAACUCGAAAGACUCCUCCAAGACGAGCAGUUACGACUCUACUGAACUAAGCGUGGACGCCAAAAAACAAAGAUUGCAGGACGAAGCGAAUGAAACGAGCACUGCAAAGGAUUCCCCGAGAAAGGACACCAAAACAAAUGCUGGUAAAACUAGUAGAAAUAAACGAGAUACGAGGAAAUCCGGAGCAAAGAAGAACUCUUUAACAACAGACAACUUUAAUGAAAGAGCUGAUGUAAAUGAUUUAUCGCAAGGAGUAGAAGACGACAACGGUUUGUUGGACGCUCCAGCUGAACCAGUAACAGCGUUGAAGUCAAUUCUUAAAUCUGGAGGCAGUGUGCGACGAUCAACUAAAGGUAAUUAUACUAUUAUGUGGAACACUGUAGACUGUAUCUUACAUCAUAGUUAGUGACUGAGUGAGUAUGAACAAGCAACGUUGAUUUUUCUAAACGUUGCUAGUCUUUUUAAAAGUACGGUCAACAGCAGCCUAAAUUUUUCUUCCGCGAUAUUUACAAACACGGAGUCACUCUGUAUUGUAAAAUUUCUCCCGGUUUGUUCGUUUGUUUGUAUGUCUAUUACAGGUGCCAGGAAGCGUCAGAUGACAAUAGGGAAGUCACACUCGGGCGGUAGUGACGCCGAUGACGAGAGCCUACAACCUGCCAAGCAGCCAAACAGAAAAAGUCUUUCUUCCGUCAGUUUUGCUUCAACCCCAUUCGUUCGUGGAUCACCGUCUGUGCCAGCAAACGUUUCCCCGAUUAGUCUAUCGUUUGCGUCUAAGAACAGCUCUUACAAAUCCGCAGAUGGGACAUUUACCCCCGGAAGUGCUCGAACUGUCAGAUCAUCUGUGGGUUCUGCCAGUGGCUCCAGUGUUGGUGAUAACUCUAAAGUUGAUCCUGAAGAGGAGGUCACCAUCACAAAUGAUACCAUGCAACCAGAAGGUGAGUUAGGUCGAAUUUUCUCAUCGGGGCUGGUGCGUAACGAGCUGCACCCUCGGUGGAGAGAUGUGUGUUCGAGCCCUGUCCCAGUCAGUUUGAUAUGUUCUCUCAGAGUGCUUCUCUCUUCCCAAGAGUGUAAAAGGAGACAGGCAAACUGCCACAGAACUUGAUGAAUUCUGUCCAGGUGGAAUAACAAUACUCCCAGUCGCUUCAUGUUACGAAAAAAGGAAAAGCUCCAAACUGGCUAAGAUAAAUUUUAUUUACGUAUUGUUUUCGCAGUUUCUCCUAAUGAACAGCAUACUAGGAGAAGCAAACGCACCAUCGUGCCGCCUCUUCAAUACUGGAAAAACGAGCGAAUAGAUUAUGAGCGACGAAAAUCAGGUACCGUUAACUUAAUUGAGAAUCUUUUUUUAAAUAAAUUUUAGCUCCAGGUGUGUUGAUAAAACUACAUUAGCUCCUGUAGAGUGACGGACAGCAACCGCCGUCGAAUCAAGUUCAGAGCCAUCACAACCCGACCAAUCACAAGAUACUUUGGUUCAAAUGAGCCUUAUGAUUGGUUGACUUGUUGUAACCUCAUUUCUUUCCAUUCCAACCAAUCACAGGCCUGGGAAAAGGAAGGAAAGCCCUCAUCCAUAGUAACAAAAAGAAGCUAGUCGGGGUAACUGAUGAUGAUUUGUUUUUCUUUGUUAGGUGGCUGGUGCAUAAAGGGCAUUAUAAAAAAUCCAACUCCAACACCAAAGUACAGGAAGAAGCGGAAACAAACAGUGAAACUUUCUGUUCAAAAACAAACCAACGGUGAAUUUGUUGAUUGUGUUAUUUACCAGGAAAGAGUUCCUCCCUUCUAAUAUGUUUGCUGCCGUAUAUACGCACUCGAUCUCUCCAGUGCUCUCCCCCGCUUGUUUCUCUCUUGUUUUGUUCCUGCCCCCCCCUCGCCUUUCUUCCUUGUCCCCAUUACUCUUCCCAUUUCUUGCUCUGUUCUUACCACCCUCAGGUCUCCCUUGUCACUCCUCCCCCCUACUCAUACUUUUCCCUCCGCUCUCUCUUUUCCUUCGCCCCUCUCUCCCCCCAUCCUUUUUCCUUUCAUUCUCAAAUAGCUUUUCCAAACAUGUAACAUCUUACUCACAGCUCUGCUCUUUAUGUGUUAACAGUCUCUCUCGGUCUCCAAUUUGGGUGGUGAUUCUUAUUCUCUGCGGUACAAUGUCAUCAUUUUCGACAAACAAGGCUUUCCACUUUCCGUGAACCGAUUUUUAGAAAUGAUGUAUUUAGAACGUAUAGUAUGUUACAUUACGGUAUAACAGUCAAACAACGGUAAAGGAGUUUUUGAUUUCACUUUGCAGCAAACUCUCUUGAUUCUUCUGAGGAAGAACCGGACAAUGUGAGUUCUACUUAAAUGACCCUCUGUUAUUUACUAUAAAUGCAGCUUGCUGACGGGUUCAGUGACUCAAAUUUCCUUACAGUGUCUUACCAAUUAUUACCUCAUAUUGUGCGAAGCAGUUAAAGGACUGAAGGAGUUUUAUAUAAAACUUAUUUUAUUUAUUUACACCAGGAUUUGGAAGGAUUCCAAGAGAUCACAAACCCAAAAGGCACAGUGUUAAACUCAGAUAACCACGAAGAAGUCUCUAUGGGUACGUGUUUUAUAUUUCACUGCAAACUAAUAAAGUAAAGCGUUGGACCGAGGUCAAGCACAAAUCUUGGAGCUGGUGUUAAGUGUGCGGAAUAGGACUGUUACUGGCGACACUGAAUGAACUUAUCAAAACAUGAGCUACGGUUCACUUGACUCUGAUGAUAAGCUUUGCUCACGCCCGCCGAUAACCUACAUUUGCUUUUUUUCAGACAUUUUCCAUACCCCCGGUAUGUUAAACUUCACGAAUCCCACGGGAAAACCCGCACAGGAGAACGACCCUCUUGUUGUUCACAAAUAUAUCUCACAGCCUCUGUUUGGAGGCGGUCAAGUGAUAUUGAGACCUGGAGCCGAAAAGGGAAAGCAGUUUGUACGACAAGAUACAAUGGUAAGCGUCAUUUCCUUGUUAUGUGAACAAACAUGGUAUCACAGUUAUAGUCUAGGAGCAGGCCGUUGUUACUUUCGCAGUAGAACGUCCGUUUCUCUGCUUGCGGAAAGAAUUAUUGACGCGAGUCAGGGAGAGGUUUGCUGGGGGGGUCUGGCACUCUGAAUAAAACUCAUCUGGUGUGAUUGUAUAUGAAAGAAAAGACUGACUGAUAGGCUGAGGUGAACAAAAGAGCGGACGAGAGAACGAACGAAACAGAAGGAAAGAUUGGGGUAAUUUAGUAUCAUCAACUGAGUCGAUAAACGUAAAUUUGAAAAGAGUUUAAAAGCAGACGUUUUCAGAAUUAGCCCUUCGUCAGAGCGGUUGACGAAGGGCUAAUGCGACUGACUAAGGGCUGAUACUCGAAACGUCAGCUUUUAAACUCUUUACGGUGGCCAGUUUUAAGUUUUAUCAUUGUUUUGCUAUCACUUUUUUUUUUAAACUGUUGUAAGUAUUCGUGAAACAUUUAACUAACGCCUAUGAACAAUUUUUGGAAGGUUUUUUACAUUAUCAAGGGAAGAGUCAAGGUGACAGUUCACAAGUCUUCGGCAAUACUUCACACAGGCUCAACAUUCUAUGUUCCUCAAGGUAAAUAUCUCUUUCAUUUCUUCUCCUCUUAGGAUUAAGAUUCUGGUUAGACGAAAUUUGUUCAAAAGAUUGCUUACCGAAUAUAUGCACUUUACAGUCGUCGCGGCCGUAGUAAUUUCGUUGUAAAAAGUAUACUACUGUACAACGAAGUUGACUUUAACACCUCUCUUUGUUUGUACCUGUGAAGGUUUUUUUGCACAACUUAUUUCAUGACUAAGAGACAAAGAACAUAACAAGUUUCAUGCGAUAUUAGAGAGAUGAGUGUGAGAGCAGCUUCAAAUUGUUCCUCUUCUCGAGCUUGUAGAAAAUCGGUCCUUUCACCUCAUUUACGCGUUAGUCAGUAAAUCCACGUAGACUAGAGCUAAAUAGAGUGCAUGUCGAUUGAGUGUCGUAAAAUAAGUAAAUACAGCUGUCAAUCAAAGGAAAGCAUUGCAGUAAGCCAAUGGGAACCCAAAGUUAAAACAAGCUAACUGCCCCACGCGCGGAAAAACACGGGUGAGUAUGUCGUGAUUGGGUUUAGUGUUACACGUAAUUGAUUGAGAGGUCAGUACGUUCAGACCAAUCAUAGAGCGGUUACGAAUGACUGCCAAUACUCAUUUGAAAAUUUCUCUAUCGCGUAUUUAGCUGGAGAUGUUUUUAUUUAUCUUUAACUGUUUCUUUUUCAGGAAAUUCCUACAACAUUGAGAACUUGAAGAAAACAAAUGCUUACUUGCAGUUUGUGCAAAUCAAGGGAUAGUCAAUGUUUACUUCUUGUGGGAGAAGGCAAAGCUGUUAAAAAAAAACUGUUUUUUGUUCUUUACCAGGAAUCGUGUAUAUCGUAGAUAUCAGAGCCCGAUUGCAAAUUCAGCGUCUAGUAAAUCAUUUUGUAGUGAAAUAGAGAAAUGAUUUUGUCUCUAAGAGGUUAUCUACCUAUUCUUGCAGCAUGAAGAGAUUUGAUAGUCACCUUGCUGUAGGAAGGUUCCAUUUCUAUGGAAUUUACUAAGCUUUAGCUUUAAGACGGCUUUUUGAGUUUUUAUGGACGUCAGCUUCAUCACGUUCUACAUAAAAACAGAAAAAAAGUCUAUUGAGAACUAAACCGCCUUGAAAUCACAUUAGGCCAGAUUUUUCUGACGUGCAAGAGUGUAUGGCUGUUUAUUGUAGGAGGAAAUUUUAUUCCA